AUGAAGAUCGUUUCUGCUACGGGGUGUGAUACAACUAGUGCUAUAUUUAAUAUUGGUAAAUUGAAGCCGUUCAGGCGCUUGCAACAAGAUGAGGCACUACGUCUGCGAGUUGGAGUGUUCAACUCACCAAACGCCACACCAGACGACAUUGCCACUGCUGGAGAGAUGUUCAUUAUGUCUCUGUAUCCAGGGAAAACCUCGGAUGAUCUUGGAAAGAGAAGGUUCCAGAUGUAUGUUGAAAUCAAUUCUUGGCUCCCUGCCAACAAGAAAUUUGAUCUGGCCCAGCAGCCUCCCACAUCAUCGUCAAGUAGAGAGCACUCAUUACGAGUCUAUCUUCAGGUCCAGGAAUGGUUAGGAAAUCCUCUACCGCCCACUGAUUGGGGAUUCGAGAAGGACGAAGAGGGUCACUUACGCCCAGUGACCAACCGAAAAGGCACAAGAUGGUGUGUUCGAACAUCUGCGGGCACUGCGCGGGGCAUGGAUGUUAGUAAUACGUUAAGAGAAGAGGACGAGGACAACGUCGACCAUCCGGACAAAGACCUCGAGCCGAUCCCGUGUACUGAAACUGAUGUGGAACUCAGCCUCGCUUGAAGACUCUAGCUCGCGAAGUAAUAAAAACUAUUUGUAUUACUAUUAGAUGAAACCAUUAUCCUUAUUAUUCACUCGA
Messenger RNA from Phaedon cochleariae (mustard beetle), 667 nucleotides. Lineage: Eukaryota; Metazoa; Arthropoda; Insecta; Coleoptera; Chrysomelidae. The record is from the annotation of a GenBank genome assembly.